AAACACUAGUAUAUGAUGAUGGUAGUAUAUGUUGAUAGAUGCGAAUGCAGCCAUAAACGUGACUACCGGCUUCCUUGUACGUGGACAAGCAGGGUUUGACGACAGGAGUUUGAUAUCCUGCAAUCAUGUCUCUUCCACUAUAAAUAUAACAGAGUUAAAUCUUUCACGUUAGAUUCUUCACUCCAAGGAGUAGUGAUCACUUGGAACAUCAAGCCAAAAUGUUUUCUGCGAGGAAGAACGUGUUUCUGCUGGUUUGUUACCUUAUGCUCAGUGGUGUCGGAGUCACAACAGGAGAAAGCAUCCGUAUUAAUGGUCAUACGGCAUCAACUGGAAGAGUUGAAGUCAAAUAUGGUGGCCAAUGGGGCACCGUUUGCGGUGAUAGUUGGGAUAUAAAUGAUGCUCACGUGGUGUGCCGGCAGCUUGGCUUCCCGAAAGCCACUCAAGCUUAUAGCGGUGCUACGCACGGUCAGGGAACUGGUCCAAUAUGGAUAAGUAACGUGGCAUGCUCAGGGAGUGAGUCACACCUUUACGACUGUCGACACAAUGGAUGUGGAAACAAUGGAUGUAGUCAUAGCAAUGACGCCAGUGUAUCGUGCUCUUAUGGUUCUCCUAACAUUCGUUUGAUGGGUGGCGGACGUAACUACGGCCGCGUGGAAAUCUUUUACCAUGGAGUAUGGAACACCGUGUGUGAUGAUACCUGGGAUAUGAAUGACGCAAAGGUGGCGUGUCAUCAACUUGGCUACUCUGGAGCAACCUCCGCCGCUAAGGCAGCAGCAUACGGUCAGGGUUCUGGGCAUAUUUUGAGACGUCAACACCUGGAUUGCACAGGAUCAGAGGCUUCACUAUUAUACUGUCCAUAUAGCAGUUUUGAUAUAGGUCACUGUAGUCACGCCGAGGACGCAGGUGUGGUUUGUAGUUUGUCAUAGACUAAGAAGUGAAACCAGUUAAGCUGUACUUAGGCACUGCAAGGCCCUAUUUCCCUUGUACUAAGGACAUGAUGAUUAGGCAAUACCGUACACUUAUUUUAAGAGUUUUAAGGUAUUCUAAACGAAAUGACACUUUUUUGAGGAUAAGAUUACAAAUUCAUGUUACAAUACAACCUUGUGAGACCUACAACGCUCGAUCGCCAUGAUCACUGAGUUUUCCACGGAUUCAAAUCAUUGGCUUUAAGUAAUUAAACCACCGUGGGGAUCGGUGACUUCGUUACAUAUCUUUGUAGUCAAAUGGACCACAAUAUCUGUGGUCUCAAAAGAAUCAAAUCAAGAAUUCCUCUACAAGAAAUCAAGAUCACUCUACAAGAAGGUUUGUAGAGUGAUCGACGGUUUAGAGAUUUGCCUGUCCACUUAGCUGUGUUUCAAACUCAAUAUACAUUUGAAGUGGAGUAAUCAUAAAUAUUUUUCUCUAUGCAUGUUAUUUUUUUUUUUGGCCGGCACCCUUAUUGCGUCUUUGGAAUCAACGUAUAUCGCUGAGUAUCAAGUCUCCUAAUGUUUUAUAUACAGUAAACUUGUUAUUUGAAUCCACAGACCAGGCAUAUUAAGAGUUAUAAUUUAGCCUGUUUCAGCUCUUUGCUUCUCGAUCUGUUAAAGAGCAGUUAUCAAGAGGGUUUCGGCUCUAAGUUUUUUUUUUUCGCAUGACGUCACGGCAGCCAUAUUGGUGUCCGAAAACAAUGUAAUAGCGGCCAUGUUGUAGCCUGCGUCGCAGAUGUUACCUACCGCGGAUUACCGCGGAUUACGGUAAUUUACAGGUAAACUUCCGUCUGCGACGCAGGCUACCAUGUUGGUGUCGAAACAAAGGUGGAAGUUGCACUAUUUCUUGUGUAAGCGCUUUCUUUUGUUCCAAUAAAUUUACAUGCCCGCUGACCAUGCACGUGAGUGUAAACACUUUAUUAGUACAGUCUGAAGCCACAAUUAACCUCAGGGAGAAAUCUAUCAGCUUAUCAGAAUAGUAUAAAUGUAAUUUUGUUUGUAAACUUGAAGUCUUGACCAAUGGGAAAAGUCUUAAAUUUUUUCUAUUAUACAUGUAGCUAUAGAUUUUUUUUUCCGCAGAAAACACAUUCUCUAUGGCACCCUUUUAGAUAGCAAUAUUCUUUAUGGUAUACUCCCUUUUGAGUUAGAGAAACUACAACGGUUGCAAAAUAGAGCUGCAAGGCUAACUAUCAGCGCAAAAAAUCACUCUAAUAUUAAAGAACCUAAAUUGGC
Orbicella faveolata is the source of this 2198-nucleotide messenger RNA. RefSeq names its product deleted in malignant brain tumors 1 protein-like. Lineage: Eukaryota; Metazoa; Cnidaria; Anthozoa; Scleractinia; Merulinidae. The record is from RefSeq and is a predicted model, not a curated record.